AUGGAGCGGCGGGGCAGAAGCGGCUGCUGGGGCUGGGCGCUGCCGUCGCUGUUGCCGCUGCUGGCUCUGGCCGUGACGCGGGCCUCGGAGAGGCCAACCCCGGGCGAAGUGGACGCAGAGGCCUGGCUGCAGUCUUACGGCUACCUCCCGCCAUCUACCCGCCAGAUGUCCACUUUGCGCUCGGCUCAGAUCCUCUCCUCUGCUGUGUCUGAGAUGCAGAGCUUCUAUGGCAUCACUGUGACAGGAGUCCUGGACAAAGAGACGAAAGCGUGGAUGAGGAGGCCUCGCUGUGGAGUCCCUGAUAAGAUUGGAACUCAGGUCAAAGCCAACAUGCGGCGCAAGCGAUAUGCACUGACUGGACGCAAGUGGAACCAGGAGAUUCUGACCUUUAGCAUCCAGAACUACACAGAGAAGGUGGGUCGCUUCCAUUCUUACAGCGCCAUCCGCCGAGCCAUCCGAGUGUGGGAGCAAGUGAUCCCACUUGUCUUCCAAGAGAUCCCAUAUGACGAAAUCCGUUACAAGAGGAGGAAGGAAGCUGACAUCAUGGUGCUGUUUGCCUCUGGGUUCCAUGGCGACAGCUCUCCUUUUGAUGGUACCGGGGGCUUCUUGGCACAUGCAUUCUUCCCAAGUACUGGUUUGGGAGGAGACGUGCACUUCGAUUUGGAUGAGCCAUGGAUGCUUGAGAACAGGGAUGUGUUGGAAGGAAACAAUCUCUUCCUGGUAGCUGUCCAUGAACUGGGUCAUUCUUUGGGCCUGGAACAUUCCAGCAACCCUAGUGCCAUCAUGGCACCUUUUUACCAGUGGAUGGACACAGAGAAUUUCCAGCUGCCGGAUGACGACCACCGUGGCAUCCAGCAACUCUACGGUGCUCCAGGGGGACAGCCACAGCCCACCAGACCGUUUCCUACUGGGAUGCCUAGGAAGCCAGAGCAGAGGACCUCUAGGCCACCACCCGGCAAGCCAGAUUGGCCUCCCAGGCCGGGUAACCCAGACCAGUCGGAGCCCAGCAUCUGUGAUGGGGACUUUGAUGUGGUGACAGAGCUGCGUGGGGAGAUGUUUGUCUUCAAGGGCCGUUGGUUCUGGCGUGUUCGCUACAACCGGGUACUGGUCAACUACCCUAUGCCGAUUGGACACUUCUGGAGAGGCCUCCCAGGGAAUAUCGAUGCCGCAUAUGAGAGGCAUGACGGGCGGUUUGUGUUCUUUAAAGGGGAUCAGUACUGGCUUUUCCGCGAGGCAAACUUGGAACCGGGUUACCCACAGCCCCUGACUAGCUAUGGACUGGGCAUGCCAUACGGCAGAGUUGACACUGCCAUCUGGUGGGAGCCCACAGGGCACACCUACUUCUUCCAAGGGGACAGGUACUGGCGCUUCAAUGAGGAGAGGCACAGUAUGGACCCAGGCUACCCAAAGAAAAUCAGCAUAUGGGCCGGAAUCCCCCACACUCCCAAGGGAGCCUUCCUGAGCUCUGACGCAACCUAUACUUAUUUCUACAAAGGCACAAAGUAUUGGAAGUUUGACAACGAGAGACUGAAAACAGUGCCGGGCUACCCCAAGUCUAUCCUGCGUGACUUUAUGGGAUGCCACGAAGAGGUUGCUAUGACACCUGACCCUGGUCAUCGGUGGCCUAAUCUGGGCAGGCCGACCAUUGGUCCAGGUGGCACCGAGGAAGACUACAGUGUCGACACUCACCCUGAGGAGGAAGACAACGAAGUGGAUACGGGGGACACUUACGGUGACAAUGCAGAUGAUGGCAGGGCAAAGGGUCACGGCGACAACGAUGUGGACAUUGUGGUACACAUUGACGAAUAUCCUCUAACCCUGAGCAUCGUCAUGGUGAUGGUGCCAUUGGUGCUACUGCUUGGGAUCCUGGGCCUUGUCUAUGCCCUCGUGCAGCUGCAGCGAAAGGGCACUCCCCGCAUGCUCCUCUACUGCAAGCGGUCUUUACAGGAAUGGGUAUGAAGCCUGACCGUGUCCACCAACAGUCCUGGCGCUCUUGAUGUGCCUCACACUACCUCCCGGUCUCUCCCAGUGGGCUAGUUUAUCCGUAGAGCUUUCUUUCUCCCUCCCCUUGUCUCCCACAUGGAGGAGAGGCUUGUGAGACCUCAGAAGGUCUCUUAGGCUGAUUGGUCACUUCAUCUCCUCAGGUCCAAAGCAAGCCUUGUAGCUUCCUGUGUAGGACUGUUGCAGGUAGACAUAGAGAUCCAGCAUCCACACAGGCAUUUAGCGGUUGGAGGAUAAGUGGGUGAUCCCUCCCAUUCUGUAAACCAACCAGGCUUGCCCAAGGGAUGCCACUGGAGACCUCCAGUUUUAAGGCAUGGCUUUCUCUUAGAAAGUUUGACCUGCUUGUGGAGAAUAACCUGAUGGAUCUCGUUCCCUGUUCUGAGUUCUCGUAACGCACGAUGGUCCAGAGUGACUCCCUGUUUGCAAAAGACUGAGUGGUGAGCAGACAGGAAAGGAGAGGACGCUUUACCCUUUUAGAGCCAUUGUUGUCCUUUCUGUGCGGGGGCUCUCCUAAGUUGCAUCCUGACAAAGUUGCUCAUACCAGAUGAAUUGCUGGCAAGAGGGCUCCUCCUUUGCCUUCACGCACUAGUCACUGUCUCCCCCUCCAGAUCAACCUGGGAAAUAGAGAUGCUUCUUACAGUUGCUGUCAUGCACGGGACAUAGUGAAUUUUUGGGUGCCUUCAGAUGUGCCAUGCAUCCUACAAAUCUUGCCUUGGUUUUUGUUUUGUUUUUUAAAAAAGAAUUCUGGCCUUUUUAGCUGCAGAACAAAAUUUGGAAGACGCUUCCUGUAGUUUGUUGGCGUUUCUACUCCAGGAAAAGUCCCUGAAGCCAGAGGAAGAAGGCCCUUUCAAGGGAGAGGCAGUCCUGGUGUCUUCCUUGCUGGGUGACUACUGUUCCUUGCCUACCUCUCCACAUCUCACUUUGUUGGUCUGCUUCCAUUCCCUUGGCCCUUGCCAAAAAUGUUGGAUGCCUUGGAAUUAGAAGUGCAGAACAAGUUCAGUAUGUACUGUGACUCCUGUGGCCAGUUGUGGAGUGCUCUGCUUUUGUGCUCUUUCUCCUCUCUUGGCUAUGAGACAGGAGUAACUAGUUGGUUCUACCCUGUGGAAUAAACGUAGGAUGAAUGGUGGAUAACUACCUCCUGGGACCCUCUCCUUGGAAUUGCUGGAUUUUGGAAGCAGGUGUCCAAUGAAUUGUGGCCAGAUUGUGCUCCUCGGCUUGACUUCCAAGAGAGAAGGUUUAUGGCUCUUCCAAGGAGGACUUCAGCCUGGCUUGAAUCUCAUUUUGAGGACUGAAAAUCCAAAGCCCAAUAUGCACAUGUGGGCCAGGAGCUAUUCCCUGGAUAGAUGUGCAUACGCGGUAUGUGGACAUUGUUCCCCAAGUUGCCAACAUGGGGGCUCCCAGGCAGCAAAACAAGCGCAUGAGCCAUUCCUUCAUCAACUCUGCGUGUAAUUCUCCCACCCCAAGACUUGUGUAUUGGGUAUCCUCUGAGACUGGGAAUUGUCGCCCUAAACUCAUUUGCAACACAGAUGGUAAAACUCCAGAACUUGAGUCAGGCCUGUGAGAAGUGAAGAAAGGUUCAAACGCUAACCUGGCUGUAACCUUCAGCCUGUGGUGAUACAGGCAUGCAUCUAACUAAACUUCAGCAGAGUUCCUCUCCAACUAAGUCUUGUCCUGUUAAUGCAAGGAUCACUGCCCAGGUGGUAGCGUCAAGCGUGGCAUGAAUCUUGUGCAGUGGUGAGAUCAGUUGUCAUCUGCUUUGAAAUAAAUUAGAACAGCAUUCUAAUGCAAGUGUUGUGCCUUGCUCAAACAGAAGUGGCUCUUUGGAUACAACAGGGCUGUCUUUAGCACAGCUGUUUGUUUGUUUUUGAGGGUGGGGGGAGAACCCUAAAACUUUAGUUAAAGUAAUGACUUUUCUGCUAGCAGAAGUGGAUGCAUGCCAGUGCAUCUAGCAGCAUGUUCAGCUGCUCCAGUAGUUGUGAGAGUAGAACUCUUGGUGGGUCUAGUGUGUCUGUCUGUCCCUCUUUGCUUGCCCAGAACCCUCUUCUAACAGGUAGGUUGAGCAGGUAGAUGCUGUAAUUCCAGAAGUGGUAAGGCUGGCCAAACUGCUUGGGAAGCGCCUUGACUCAAUAGGCAAUGGGGUUGGCCUGCACGGCAGAAAGGCAGAUCAAUGUCUUAGCAUCUGCCCCCAGAGGAGCGGAAAGGACCAUGGCUCAGUGGUAGAGCAUCUGCUUGGCAUGUAGAAGGUCCCAGGUUCACUCUCCAGCAUGUCCAGUUGAAAGGACCAGGUAGUAGGUGAUAUGAAAGACCUCUGCCUGAGACCCUUCAGAGUAGCUGCCAGUCUGAGUAGGCAAUACUGACCUUGAUGGACCAAGGUUCUGAUUGAGUCUAAGGCAGCUUCAUGCAUGUGUUCACGUAAGAGUAUUUGGUAUGCAGAUUAAGGAUUUCUGAUUAUUUUUAUCAUUUAUUCUGUCAUUUUCUCAUAACAAGGAGCAACAGGUGCUGGUGCCACCUCCCCUAAGCAUCACAGUCUGUCGCCCUUCUAGCUUCUCGUGCAUCUUUACAGCCAUAAGAUCUUUGCACUUGAAAGAGGCUCUGAGCUGGGGGGGGGGGGGGUCAAGUUGUCCACGGUGGAAUAUCUCUGUUGAACGUGAAGCUUUACUCUUCAGGCUGCCAGUGGGCUUCACAAGGGUCUCUCUCCCAUUUUUCUUUCGGAGCCGUACUUCUUUCUGUUGUGGAUGCCCAGAAAGGAGGGCAGAGAUGGGAAAUGACGGUUGCAGGAGCCAGACACUCAGAGGAUGCCCAGGUGUAGGGGAGAAAGAGGGGUUAAGAAAACCUUGGGAAAGAGAAGUGAGAAAGAAUAAAGCCAACAUUGUGGGGACAGGUGCAGCUGAAAUGUUUUAAUCUGCCCAGAGAAGCAGAUCUCCCAUGGCCAAUCAUCCCUUGCUGGGCAAGAAUCCCAUAUGGCCCCGUUGACUUUCUAUAAACACUUGGUGGGUGUCAGGAAUGUCGUGGGUCACCAUGUUGGGAACCCCCUGCUUAGGGUAACACAGUGAGGAGGGUACCAAUUACCCCACAUCGGCUUGGAUCCAGCCAGAUGAAUCCCAGGAGGGGAUGCAUGUACCCUGCUUAUCAUGACAAAACAUCUUGGAACUGGCCCUAGAGAUGCCAGCGAAAGCAUCCUGCUAUGGUCAGCUGUUAGCAGCUGGCCCCUCCUACGUGUGAAAUCUGCACAUUCUACAUUGUUCUGAGUACAGCUCAGUUAUUUUCCCAUAAUUGGAGAAACCUUUUCCCACAGCCUGACAAUAAAAUGUGUCUAUUGUGCUGAUGUUCUGCAAAUGGCAAGUUUUGGAAUGUAAAUCUCCUUUCCCUCAAGAAGUUUUAACUCUGUCUGCAGUUUUCAGUCAGAUGAAUUCUCUUCUGUAUAAGUCUUGGUUCUGGAUUUGCCCUUUCUUCUACUAAUGUUCUUUAGCAUAAUUGGCUACUGGUUGUGUGUGAAUUGUUUUCACAGAGAUGCUGCCGGAAAAGGUGUUGUUCAGAUGCUGUAACACAUGCGGUACCCCUUCUGGCCACCUGCCACAGAUUUGGGGAUGUGGUAACCUCAAAUGCUUCUGUACGACUUGUAAGGAAUGGCUUCCAUUUGCUGGCACAAAUCCAGAUGUCGUGGGCCUAACCACAGCUUGUCACACUUGUCAGCAUUUUGCAUCCGUUGUUUAACCUGGCACUCCUUGAUGCAGCCUGCAAUCUCUAGAGGAAAGUGUGUCUUCUUUUUUCAAAGCUGAUAAUACUCUUAAGUCAGCACGUGAACCCUCUCCCACCCCAAAUGGGACAAAUGCCCUUUUGAUGUGUUCUCCUUCACCUUGUUGGCACUUGUCUGGAAUGUAAAGUAAAGGCUGGCCAGGUACAACCUCGGAGUCUUGGGCACUGUUUAUUUGGGAAGGACUCCUGACAGGUAAUUGGAGAUGGGGCCAGAGCAGAGGAUGUGUUUCUGAAAGCCACCCAGCUAUGGCUGCAGGCUGCUUGCUCCAUUGUGCCUGGCUCUUGUGUUUGUUUACUGUUGGUUUUUUUAAUCAAGUCCCUGCUGACUGCAGUCAGGAGUCCCACAAUAAAUCUUCCCAAACCA
This is a messenger RNA of Heteronotia binoei (common prickly gecko), 6121 nucleotides long. It is a transcript of the gene MMP15, whose product is annotated as matrix metallopeptidase 15. The transcript has 10 exons. The record is from RefSeq and is a predicted model, not a curated record. The coding region runs from base 1 to 1959 and encodes 652 amino acids. Lineage: Eukaryota; Metazoa; Chordata; Lepidosauria; Squamata; Gekkonidae. Gene Ontology annotation, cellular component: extracellular matrix. Gene Ontology annotation, molecular function: metalloendopeptidase activity; zinc ion binding. Gene Ontology annotation, biological process: proteolysis; collagen catabolic process; extracellular matrix organization.